This is a messenger RNA of Leguminivora glycinivorella, 1879 nucleotides long. It is a transcript of the gene Alas, whose product is annotated as 5-aminolevulinate synthase, erythroid-specific, mitochondrial. Lineage: Eukaryota; Metazoa; Arthropoda; Insecta; Lepidoptera; Tortricidae. Gene Ontology annotation, biological process: hemoglobin biosynthetic process; erythrocyte development; heme biosynthetic process. Gene Ontology annotation, molecular function: pyridoxal phosphate binding; 5-aminolevulinate synthase activity. Gene Ontology annotation, cellular component: mitochondrion. The record is from RefSeq and is a predicted model, not a curated record.
CAGAAAUCAGUGUGGAGCAAUCGAUAUGACACAGACUUUAUAAAUGAAAGGCGCCGUCGUUCAAGACACCAGUUGAACUCCGGCCAGACCGCGAAACGUUCGGCUACAGUGCGAGCCAACGUUGACCUCAAAACAUCGAUCAUUACUUAAGUUUAUCGCAAGUGUUUGUCGUGACCGUGUAAUACAUUACGUAAAGAUGCCCUGUCCGUUCUUGGGAUCGUUGAACCAGGCGUUCGUGAGGAACUAUGGAGCCACCCUGAUGAAGCAAUACGGGAACUACUGCCCUAUCAUCAGCCGCGGGUUCCGCUCACUGGGCCAGGACGAGACCAAGUGCCCGUUCAUCCAGGAGAACCCGAUCGUGUCGGAGGCCCCGCGCGAGAUGACCGAGGACAUCGUGGACCGCAGCCCCUACCAGUAUGAGAAGUUUUUCCACGACCAGAUUAACGCCAAGAAGAAGGAUUACUCCUACCGUGUGUUCCGAAAAGUGUCGCGGCUCGCGGCCGAGGGCGCCUAUCCUCAAGCCUUGGAGGGUGCCGCCAACAACCGUGUCACCGUGUGGUGCGCCAACGACUACCUCGGCACGUCCCGCCACCCCGCCGUCCAGGACGCCGCCGUCAGCGCCAUCAAGGCGUACGGCACUGGGGCCGGAGGCACCCGCAACAUUGCUGGUAACUCGCAGAUGACCGAGCAACUGGAGGCAGAAAUUGCCAAGCUCCACAAAAAGCCAGCUGCCCUCAUCUUCAGUUCUUGCUAUGUUGCCAAUGAUGCAACACUUUCCACUUGAAAACUUCUUCCAGGCUGCCAUAUCUAUUCCGAUGCUGGUAACCAUGCUUCCAUGAUCCAGGGUAUCCGGCACAGCCAAGCACCUAAGCAUAUAUUUAGGCACAAUGACCCCAAUCAUCUCCGUGAGAUGUUGGAGGCGUCACCGAAAGGUGUACCUAAACUAGUCGUAUUUGAGACUGUACACUCCAUGAGUGGAGCGAUCUGUCCUCUAGAGGAAAUGUGCGAAAUUGCACAUGAAUAUGGAGCUUUAACGUUUGUGGAUGAGGUCCAUGCAGUGGGCCUGUAUGGGAAACAUGGUGCUGGUAUUGGAGAGGAGAGAGGAAUUGAACACAUGAUAGACAUAGUAUCGGGUACGCUGGGUAAAGCCUUUGGCAAUGUGGGUGGGUAUAUUGCGGGUUCUUCCCUAUUGGUGGACACUGUGAGAUCACUUGCACCCGGUUUCAUCUUUACGACAGCACUGCCGCCACCCGUUCUAGCGGGUUCUUUGGCAUCCAUUAGACUUCUCGCGAGUGAGGAAGGCCGUUCGCUUAGAGCAAAACAUCAGGCCAUGGUCCGGUACUUAAAGCUGUCUCUACUGGUCGCCGGUCUUCCUCAGCUACCGUCCGUGAGUCACAUAGUGCCUGUGCCUAUUAAGGGAGCGGACAAGGUGGCGCUGGUGGCGGAGUCGCUCAUGAAGCGGGGCCACUACGUUCAGGCGAUCAACUACCCCACCGUGGCCCGUGGGGAGGAGCGGCUGCGGUUCGCCCCCGGCCCGCACCACACGCCUGAAAUGAUCGACCAGCUAGUCACUGCCCUGACAGAAGCAUUCCAUGAAAACAAUAUAAGUUUCAACCAGUUUAUAAAGAAUGGUGCAUGCCGCGAAUGCAGUAUGGAAUAUAAGUUCGACGUCAUGUACGAGGAGCCCUACAAGCUUCCCCUAGUGGCCUAGCUUCCAUAUUAGUCACUUCAAUGGUUCCCCACGACAAUUGCUGAGCAAAAGAGAAAAAAGAUAAAAAUAUUAAAUGUUAAGUUAUGUUCUGUGUAUUCUAUGUCCUGUUUAUCCUAUUUAUGGUUUAUGGUAUGGGUUGGGGGAGAAAUUAAAAAAGUGAUCAAAGUU